AUGGCCACCCCAAACCUCCCACCUGAGCGAAAGAUCCUGUCAAAGUUGAUCGACGUCCAUGGUUAUAGCCAUUACCGAUUGCAAAUCGAUACUGUCAUCAAAUACCUAUCCCUUAAAUGCGGCACAUUCGACGAGCCGACCCUUGGAGAAUUGAAAGUCGGCUUCUUUUGUUUCUGUCUCCCUCGGGUCGAGCCCGACGAAACCUGGCAUGAGUACAAUAUACCCUGGUUAGACUUGACACAUGUUGAAAAGCUCAGCGAGAAUACGUUCGAGGUUACCUAUCUACCCAAACCGACAGCAAAGCCACGCCGGGCUAUUGCGAAGUUUUAUCCCUUUGGAAGAGACGAAAACCUUUAUAGACAGAUCCAGCUCUAUGAAGAGCUGCAGGGUACCGGGAUCGCCCCGGAGUACCUCGGAAAUAUCAUCGAGGGUGCGCGUGUGAUAGGAUUUCACCUUGAGAAGGUUGAAGGACGGGAAGCAUCAGUGGAGGAUCUUCCGGCCCGCAGAGCUGUUUUGCAACGGUUCCACAAGAAGCUGGAUCGGGCUCAUGGGGAUGUUCACCGGCGUCAUUCUAUUGUACAAAAGAAGGGGGUGAAGUUGAUUAGCUUCGGAAAGAGUGAGUGUUGCGAUGGUGCAAAGGACCAAAGGGCUUUGGAGGUGAGCAGUCUAGAGGGUUUGUUGGCCGUGGAGUGA
Molecule: messenger RNA, 693 nt
Organism: Aspergillus sclerotioniger CBS 115572
Lineage: Eukaryota; Fungi; Ascomycota; Eurotiomycetes; Eurotiales; Aspergillaceae
Exons: 2
Coding region: 1-693 (230 amino acids)
Source: RefSeq, a predicted model, not a curated record